AUGAUUGUACGGAUACUACCACACAUAGACGGCUUCAACCACGUGGCAAAGAUCGCGUCGUUAACAGACGUAGAAAUAAGCUUGGUACGUGCCUGUGUCCAGAAUCUAGUGUACUAUGGCGUAGUAACACUGGUGCCCAUCUUUCAAUACUGUGCUGUUUACAGCGCAACUCCAAAAUUAAGACAGUUGACGCGAUGUCCGGGUCUACAGAGGCAGUGUGUUGAAUUCUGCGCAAGAUCACCUCGACAUUUACCAAAAGUCAGCGAUUUAUUUCGUAUGUACGCUGGUAUGACAUACGGAAGUACGAUACGCGAUCUUUGUAGGCGAAUGAAACCACAAGAUCUAGCUAUUAAUGAGAGGAAGUUGGUGCUUUUUGGAGUACUGGAAGGGCUGAUUAGAAGGGUAUACAAGUUCCCAGUGACAGUUCACAAUGAAACGUCAUCCGUACGAAGUUGUCAUAGCGCGUGCAUUCGGACGUACAACGGCCUCAUAUGUAUGGACGAGCUGUGCUGUCAGACAGGUAUGUCUGUCUCGCUCUUAGAGGAGCAGAUGGAGAAGGACAGCGAUGUUGUGUUUAUCGUCAAGUAA
Molecule: messenger RNA, 588 nt
Organism: Pieris macdunnoughi
Lineage: Eukaryota; Metazoa; Arthropoda; Insecta; Lepidoptera; Pieridae
Source: the annotation of a GenBank genome assembly